Magnolia sinica is the source of this 1548-nucleotide messenger RNA. Its product is annotated as zinc transporter ZTP29-like. Gene Ontology annotation, cellular component: membrane. Gene Ontology annotation, biological process: zinc ion transmembrane transport. The record is from RefSeq and is a predicted model, not a curated record. Gene Ontology annotation, molecular function: zinc ion transmembrane transporter activity. The transcript is spliced from 12 exons. NCBI's taxonomy places the organism in Eukaryota, Viridiplantae, Streptophyta, Magnoliopsida, Magnoliales, Magnoliaceae. Bases 87 to 917 code for a protein of 276 amino acids.
CACAUUUCCUUAUUUUCUUCGUUUUUCCAGGCCUAGUAAGAAAUUGCUCGGGGAUCUCUCUCUCGGGGGAGAAUUCCGCCGCAGGGAUGGAUUCUCAGGUCUUAGUCGCUCUCGCUCUCUCCCUCGUCGGGGGACUGAGCACGUCGAUAGGUGCACUAUUCGUGGUCCUGAGUCGCACUCCCAAUCUGAAGAUGCUUGGGCUUUUACAGGGUUUUGCUGCUGGUCUUAUGCUGAGCAUAUCUUUCUUAGACUUGGCACAUAAUGCUCUGAAUUCCAUUGGCUUCUUAAAAGGCAACCUCUGGUUCUUUGCAGGUGUCAUUUUUUUUGCUUUCAUUGUGAAUUUCAUCCCAGAACCAACACUUGUUCCCACUAAAGAUGCAAGAAAAAAGCAGAAGGAUGAUGAUGGAGCAGGUAAGGACCUGAUGAAAAAGCACCGACGCCAAGUUUUGUUUAGUGGAAUUAUCACAGCAAUAGGCAUAAGUUUGCACAAUUUUCCAGAGGGAAUGGCAGUGUUUCUUGGAUCGAUGAAGGGGCUUCGGGUUGGCCUUAACUUGGCUUUGGCUAUUGCUCUGCAUAACAUUCCAGAGGGUGUUGCUGUAGCACUUCCUAUCUACUUUGCAACAGAAAGUAAAUGGCAGGCAUUCAAACUGGCAACACUUUCUGGUUUUGCUGAGCCCCUAGGUGUGAUUAUUGUAGCUUACCUGUUCCCGAGCAGUCUAAACCCUGAAAUUCUUGAGGGCUUACUUGGAUCAGUUGGGGGAGUAAUGGCUUUUCUCACCUUGCAUGAAAUGCUACCCCUGGCAUUUGAUUAUGCUGGGCAGAAACAAGCCGUCAAGGCUGUCUUCCUAGGCAUGGCUUUCAUGUCGGCAAGCCUUUACUUUUUAGAGGUGAGCUUGCCGAAGGAGAUGAGCUUGUAGCUUUGGAAUUGAUAUGGGAGGCAACCAUUAUACCCGUUUCAGAUUCUUGUGUCAUACUGUCAACUUCUUUCAAAGAAAUGCAGCUGUUAUCAUGAAUAUGAGGAAAUUGCAACUCUUGUAUCCUUUAGAAAGCUCCUUGCCAAUUUUUCUCAAUAUUCGCUCACGAUUUUAUGAAUCAUUAUGAUUUUGUGUUGGCCCAAAAUGUUCAUGACCAAGCCACUAAAGGCGCUCCUGGAUCAUUGCAUUGGCCAAUCCAUGUAUUUUCAAUUAAGUUUUUGCACCAGUCCAGUUUAACAUUCAUGUAUUGCCCAAUCUCGGAUGGACAAAUACAAUGGUCCCAACGCAUCUCCCCUCCCCGUCUUCAAAAAAAAAAAAAAAGAAAAAGAAAAAGAAAGAAAGCAGAGAUUGGUUGUAUAUUCAUGCUUUAUGGCAGCCAACAAAGAAAGAACCAUUGGUUGUUUAAGAAAAAAAAGAGAACAAAAGCUAUAUGGUCCCCGCCAUUAUAAAAGUCUUCCUGAGACGUCUGAUCAGCUGAUAUUUUGUUAAUGAAAUGUGAAAACGGAAGGUGGCGUUUUGAACCUGCGGAUCAACUCUUUAACCAGCACAACACAUGCUGUGAAUGUGUCUUUUU